AUGGACAUCAUCAUCGCUUCAUUCGAUUCGAUAUCGGAAGUCAACAUGGACUACACGAUCACAAUGUACUUGCACCAAUACUGGACAGAUGAGCGCCUUUCAUGGGGUACUUCAGGGCCGAUCGAAGAGAUGACUCUGAGUGGAGAGUUCUCC
This is a messenger RNA of Ostertagia ostertagi, 153 nucleotides long. NCBI's taxonomy places the organism in Eukaryota, Metazoa, Nematoda, Chromadorea, Rhabditida, Trichostrongylidae. The record is from the annotation of a GenBank genome assembly.